This is a messenger RNA of Prunus armeniaca (apricot), 933 nucleotides long. NCBI's taxonomy places the organism in Eukaryota, Viridiplantae, Streptophyta, Magnoliopsida, Rosales, Rosaceae. The record is from the annotation of a GenBank genome assembly.
AUGAAGACUACUGAGAACCAGCCAGAGACUGAGAAAAAUGGCUCUCAAUGCCUUGUUACUAUGAAUUCCAAUGUCACACUUUCUGAGCCUGAUGAUGGGAAAAGCUUGCUGGAGUUGGAGAGCUCUGAGAUUGAGAGUUUCUAUCAGAGGCUCAACAAGUUGCACAACUCAUCUGGGCUGAACCUUCUUUUUGAUCUCAGACAAACAACACUUGACUUGCAUCUAUUUUACAAAGAAGUUAUUGAAAGAGGAGGAUUUAUUCAGGUUACCUCAGAUGGGAGGUGGGGUGAAGUUGCACUGGCCCUAAAAUUAGAUGGGGAGAAUCUGCAGGAUCCUCAACCUCUUUUAAAACUCUAUGCAGUCUUUCUCUACCAGUAUGAACAGCUUUACUAUUACAGGGAACCUCGUGUGAAAGCUGCUUCGACUCUAGGUCAUGCUUUCUACAAUACUGGAGAUAGCUCAGCAAUGGAAGGGAACUGUAGGGACAACUCAUCUCCGAUACCCAAUCUUGAAGAUGCUCUUGUGGAGAAGAAGAUGGUGCCCAAAGAGAAUUAUCAACUAACAUUGAUGGGUUCUACAUCUGCCGAACAAAAGCAGUUUCCCCAGCUGCGCUCAAAGAACAAAGAGAUGAAGAAACGUGUCGGUGCUCCACGAGGGGCACAAAGUGCAUAUCAUAUCUUCCUCAAGAUAGAAUGUGAGCGGUUGAAAAGUACUGAUUCAGGGAAAGUGAAGGGUCAAAAUGUCCGAUACAUGGUAGACAACGCAUGGAAGUCCCUCUCUGCGAGUGAGAAACAGCCAUACAUUGAGGCAAGUAAGAAGGUAAGGGAAAGAAGAGUGGCUCAAGAAGUGGCUGCUGAUGAGGAGAAAAUAUUGACUUGCCAGAAGAAGACCUCAGAGAAUGGGUUGACUGGAGUCAAUGAUGUGGUUCAAUGA